Molecule: messenger RNA, 1762 nt
Organism: Vanrija pseudolonga
Lineage: Eukaryota; Fungi; Basidiomycota; Tremellomycetes; Trichosporonales; Trichosporonaceae
Gene: dsc3
Product: DSC E3 ubiquitin ligase complex subunit 3
Exons: 4
Coding region: 158-1468 (436 amino acids)
Cellular component (GO): Dsc E3 ubiquitin ligase complex; endoplasmic reticulum
Molecular function (GO): protein binding
Source: RefSeq, a predicted model, not a curated record
GUUCACUUUGUCUGCUUCAAUCUCACUGUUCUUGCACAGGUACUCGGUGUAGCCGUGCGCACAUAGUACCCGACGAGCGCAUCGCGAUUCAACUCGACCUGCAGACGACUGCAAGCCACCACACUCGCUGCUCGCUCCCUCGCAGCUCGCCCCCGCGAUGUCAUCCCCACCACAAGAGGACCAGCCCCUCCUCCCGCCCGGCACGCACCUCACCGCCGCGGCCUCCCGCUCCAAGCUCCAGGCAAGAAGAUACCUCACGCCGCCGGAAGGUCCGCCGUCGCCAAAAUCGGAAAAGGCGCGGGGGAAGCAGCGCGCAGUCGACACGUCGGACGAGGACGAGCCGGCCGUCCCCAAGGCGAAGGGUAAGGCGCGUAAGGCCGAGGCUGGUCGCGCCGUCACUGUCAUCUUCUCAAACGAGGAGGCAGGCGGUAACCUCGAAGUCUGGGUCGAGGACGGCGAGAGCGUGGGGCAUGUGAAGGAGAACAUCCGGCACUUGCGCCCCUCGCUCGCAGGGCUGCAACUGCGUCUGAUCCAUGCAGGCCGCCUACUAACCGACGGUAUUUUGCUCCUCCCGUGGCUCCGCAGCCUGGAGGAGCGGGUGCGCCGGCAGGCCGCCGGCGUGGGCGGUGAUGUUGGCGAGGUGCUCCGCGAAGUCGGCCUGACAGACGAAGGGGCCGACAAGCCGCGCCCCCCGGAGAAGAUCUACCUGCACUGUAAUGUUGGUGGCCCGCAAGCCGCUGGCGAGUCAACGCCCAGCGACGCGGCGGAGGAGGCGCCCGCGCCUAGGCGACGCGGAUUCGACGCACUCCUCGAUGCUGGACUCAGCCCUGAGGAGGUCGCGCAGAUGCGCCGCCAGUUCUACGAGAGCAGAGGGGAGGAGGUGCCCGAUGGGCUGGACGCUGGGGACGUCAAUGACGAGCAUGCGCGUGCGUUGGAGGAGCAGUGGAUUGAGGGAGACUUGACGCCAGCGACCGCGACUACCUCAACCGAAGGCAUGUACACGUCCAUACUGCACGGCCUCCUCAUCGGCUUCCUGGUGCCCCUGACGCCGUGGUUCUUCUUCCGGGACCCGCCGCUACCCAACUUCUUCGACGCCGAGGCGGAGGCGACAGACCUGCGGCGAAGGGAAGAAGAGGCGCAGAGGGCCGAGGACGAGCGCCGCGCCCGCGUGCACGCCGUAGCGAUGGGUCUCGCGGUGCCGCGCGACGACUCGGCGCGCCCGUCGACCGACACGACGGGCAACGCGAGCCCGAGCACCCCAAGCCUGCUGGAGGCGAUCGCGCCAACACAGCAGCCCAGCACGUCGACGACGGAUACCGUCUCUGCGCGCGUGUCCUCGUCCCCGCUGGUCGGAGCCGAGGUCGUCUCGUCGGUCGUGUUUGGCAAGCGCAUGCAGAUCGGCGUGAUUCUCGGGACCAUCAUCAACGUCUUGACUGGCGUUGCCCGGUUCGUCCUGACCCCGGGAUGAGUCGGCGUGCCCGACGACGGCGGUGACACGUGUGAGCGACCCACGGCAUGUAGUGAAGAUCGUGGCAUGUAACCAUAUGCUUUGUACCCCGCGGUCAUCUCGCCAUCUCGCCCGGCCGCAUCUCGUGUGCCUUCAUUAUCCAAGGCCUCGCCAUGACGACCCAUGUGGGAACGCUAGUGCCUAGCCGUUGCCCGCACGGCAUGUCGGUGCUGAAACACGUCCUGGAGGUGUAAUGUUGCGUUGUGUUCUGCCCGACCCGAUUCCCAUCAUUGUGACAGCGCGACGGGCAUGCCG